AGGCUACGCCCCACAUUUAUUCCCCGUCACGUCUCCAUCAAGUUACCACUUGCCAGACUAUACAUUUUGUCUUUCAUUGCUAUUUAGGUUACCAUGCACGAUAAUAAAUAAUCGCAAUUUCUAUUUGUGACAGUUAGCACAGAACGUCAGUAGUUUUGUCAUUAUUUAACGUGAACGCGACAGUCAUAUUGUUCCAGCUAAAAAGUAUCUAAUUUUAAAAUGCGCUUCGGUUUUUGGGCAUAUUUUUUAUUAAUUAUUUUAGUGUCUCUGGUUGGCUCGGAAGAUUAUGGCCAAUCAAAAAAUCCAAAUCCAGCAAAACAUUGUAAUAACUAUGUAGUAGUGGUGGCGGCAAUUCCUGCAGGAAGUGAACAAAAACCGACACCCGUUGCAACAGCCACAUUAAUUUCGGACCGUAUUGGUUUAGGAGACUUAGGAGCGACUGCCCAGGCUGCAUCUAGACUUUUUGAUCCUAUGAUGCCAUAUAGGCCACGACGGAAAACGAUUGUAAUUCCACCAUACGUUCCUCCACAAGAAUAUCAUCAUGUACAUGAAGAGUCACACGUUACCUCAUCUUAUACCCAAGUUAACGAAACUUACAUCACUAUCACCACUUACAAUACUAAUAUCACCAAUUAUCAUCUCAAUGAAACCUUUAACAAUAUUAGCAAUGUUCAAAUAAAUGAAAAUAUUAUUACUAAAAACAUUUCCAUUGAUACUAUUAACUUGAUUGAUUACGACAUCAAUGAUAUCAAGAGUUUUUUCCAAGGAAUUCUUGGACGUCGAGCACAUAAUCACAAAGGGAAAAAUAUAAUUGUGUUUAGGCUACAAAAAAGCGUUUUUUCUAUCAUGCCAUACAUAAAAUUGGUGACAUUGCCUGUGCCCAAAAACCUUCGCCGUUCUAUACGAUUUCCACUGAAUUGGCCACGGUCACAGAACAAGCCAGGAGGAAUCCCGAAAUGCGGAAGCUUCGCUACUUACGGUUUUGGAAAAUCAUCAAAGCAGAAUGUUUUAUUUACAGAUCGCAAAGGAACACCACUGGAAUUACAAUGUUUCGUCGAUUCUCAAGGAAAUGCGAAGGAUUUUUCCAAUUGUGCCGCGCCACAGACUGGGCCGAUCAUGUGCGGGGAAGUUCAAGUGGGUAUACUGGUUGACGGAAAUGAGUGUCACGGGUUUGGAAGGCAGGGAGGUCGAAAAGCAGUUGAUUUUGUUCCAAUUGAAACCAUUUUUAACUUUGUUGUGGAUUUCAUGGAAGGCGAGGAAGCUGGUACAACUCCUAAAUUACCGAUAGGUAUUGAGCGUUCGACAAAUACCGGAGUCUAUAUACAAUUUAAUCCCAAUGUACUUUUGAUUUUGGCAAUUAUUAUUGUAUUGUGAUUAAAAAAAAAACCUAAUAUGCA
Ceutorhynchus assimilis (cabbage seed weevil) is the source of this 1397-nucleotide messenger RNA. The record is from the annotation of a GenBank genome assembly. Lineage: Eukaryota; Metazoa; Arthropoda; Insecta; Coleoptera; Curculionidae.